Molecule: messenger RNA, 867 nt
Organism: Leptosia nina
Lineage: Eukaryota; Metazoa; Arthropoda; Insecta; Lepidoptera; Pieridae
Source: the annotation of a GenBank genome assembly
AUGCACGAUUCAAUUCGGAACCAGUUCGACAGAGACGGUUACGUGGUGCUGGAGGAUUUUCUUCGGCCAGCGGAGUGCGAUGAACUUGCAUCUGCAGGUAUCGAGUUGACAAAACAAAUCCAGGAUAGCUCUCAGCGAUCAGUUUUCUCGGCUAGUUCCGAAAAUCCGGCUGUGAAGGAUAAAUAUUUUAUCGAAAGCAACGAUAAGAUUAGAUAUUUCUUCGAAGAGAAUGCCCUAACCGAGACCGGAGAACUGAAAGUAGACCCUUCAAUUUCUCUCAACAAGGUUGGUCACGCUUUGCAUCUCCUUCAUCCGAUCUUCAGAUGUUACACGUACAGCGACCGUGUCAAGGCUGUGUGCCAACAACUCGGCUUCAAGGAACCAGCUGUUGUACAGAGCAUGUAUAUUUACAAAAAUCCCGGAAUCGGUGGCGAAGUAAAACCACACCAAGACAUAACGUACUUGCAUACAGAGCCAAUACCACCUGUCGGUUUCUGGAUAGCUCUGCAAGAUGCGACCUUACAAAAUGGCUGCCUCUGGAUGUCGCCUGGUUCUCACAAAUCGGGCGUUCAUAGGCGGAUGCAGAAGAACGAAGAGGGUAUUCUUGAUUAUGAUCGGCCUGCGCCUAUCUACCCACAAUCUAGCUUUACAGCGGUACCCGUUAGCAAAGGUACCUGUAUCCUUAUACACGGAAACGUCGUUCACAAAAGUGCACAUAACAGCUCAGAUAAGAGUAGACACGCCUACACUUUUCACAUAAUUGAGAAAAAAGACAACAAAUUCUCCACCGAUAAUUGGCUAGCAGAAGGCAAGGGUGCGCCCUUCGUUAAUCUUUACACGACAUCUCAAAUGAUAGACCAAGAGUAG